Messenger RNA from Postia placenta MAD-698-R-SB12, 1235 nucleotides. RefSeq lists its product as hypothetical. The transcript has 7 exons. Bases 86 to 1144 code for a protein of 352 amino acids. Lineage: Eukaryota; Fungi; Basidiomycota; Agaricomycetes; Polyporales; Adustoporiaceae. The record is from RefSeq and is a predicted model, not a curated record.
AUUAGCUUCGCUCCAUGAUGCCCCUAGAACGUAUGUUAUAAGCCCGGACAGAUCGACUCGUAUCGGAGUUCUCGUCUUCAUAUCUAUGGCGGUUACGGAUAUCUCGCUGGACCGGGCCUACUUGGCGGCAAUAUGGCUCGAAACGUUGUUUUAUGGCAUGAACAUCGUGCUCUUCUUCUCAUGCAUGUUCGUCCUGGUCGUGCGCCGGCGAACCCCACGGGUCAAUACCUUUCUCGUUGGCAUCGCCGUGGCCAUGUUCUGCUUCUCUACGUGCCACGUCUUCCUCGGCUUCUAUCGCCUCAUAAUGGGCUUCAUCGUGCUGCGAGACCAACCGGGGGGCCCUGCCGCCUUCUUCUCCGACGUUUCUAUUCCUGCCAAUGUCGCGAAGGUGGGACUGCAUACAGUUAAUUCGAUCAUUGGUGACAGUGUAGUGGUCUGGCGGUGCUUCCUUGUGUGGGGCCGAGACUGGAAGAUGUGCGCCAUUCCUAUUCUGUUGGUGUGCGGAUCCGCUAUAUGUGGGUUUGGACAAACUGUAUUUUUUGCACGCGGGCAGAGAUAUCAUAGUGCGUUUGCGCACCCGCUGGUGUUAUGGAACGGUUCCCUGUUCAGCCUCUCCCUUGCAACGAAUGUCGUUGUAACGGGGCUGGUCGCUCUCCGUGUAUGGUACAUGCUACGCUUAUGUGGGGGCACUGCCAACUUCCGCUACUGGAGGGUUCUCGUGACCGUAGUCGAAUCUGGCAUGAUCUACUCAGUUGCACUGAUAUGCGAGGUGACCCUCUAUUUCUUGGGCCUCAACUCAUUCUACAUUGUCUAUGACCCUAUUGGCCAAUUGACGGGUAUCGUCCCAACGAUGAUCAUCGUGUUAGCUGCCCUGGAAAUGACGACAAACGAUAUCACCUCGCGAAUGACAAAGAGCCAACGAUCGGGGCCGCGAUUCCGGUCAGGGAUUACCGCCACCACCGCUACUACCGACGAGACGCAUACCAUUCCUCUUGACACGAUGGUAUUCGCUGACGGAGUGUCGACAUUCCGGGAGAGAAAAACCAUCAUCCCCACGGUGACAUUCGAGGAUCCGCACCGCCAGACAGAUACAUUGGAUCUUAAACGAGCCGAGCAGGGAGGCGAUGGUGCGGGCGACGUAUAAUCUAGGGGAGGGAUUCUCAUGCAUAAAAUAUACCCUGCACUCAUGGUCGCUAAUGUAUGUACCGAUGUAUCAAUAACACGUGUGUUGAGGC